This is a messenger RNA of Eurytemora carolleeae, 5638 nucleotides long. RefSeq names its product tyrosine-protein phosphatase 10D (gene Ptp10D). Gene Ontology annotation, molecular function: protein binding; protein tyrosine phosphatase activity. Gene Ontology annotation, biological process: protein dephosphorylation. Bases 258 to 5258 code for a protein of 1666 amino acids. The record is from RefSeq and is a predicted model, not a curated record. The transcript is spliced from 45 exons. Lineage: Eukaryota; Metazoa; Arthropoda; Copepoda; Calanoida; Temoridae.
AGAUCCAGUGUCAGACAAUCAGUGGUACUGAAGGGUUGAAGUGAAAGUGAAUUUUAUAGUUCUUUAAAUAUGGACACAACUUGAACGAUAUAAAGUGAAUUUCCGUAUUAACAAUACUUAAAAUUGUCUGUGACAUAUUAAACAAACGAACUCAAUAGUACCCCCUUACAGGUGUAAAACAAGUGAAUCUGUACAAAUCCAAAUACUCGAGUGAGAAUCAGGAAUUCUAAGACAUGAAUAUCUGCAAAACGUGAAACAUGUUGUUGUUGUUUUUAUUCCUCAUCGGCUGUAGGAUCGUCUAUCCGGCCGAUUUGGUGAUCAGGAUACCGGGAGAUCCGUCCAAGCAAGAUGGUUCCUACAGAUUGGACUAUAGACCGCCGGUUGGGUUUCCUGAAGCUAAUACUGAAUUUAAACCUUCAGAUAUCCAAGAAUCCAUUGACUUCUCAAGAGGGUUGCCGGGUACCAGAUAUGAUUUCACACUGUACUACACAAAUAGUACGAUAUUAAACUUUCCUGCUUGGAAGGCGAGCAUCACAACAGCUCCUGAUCCACCAUCUAACCUAAAUAUAGAGGUGCAAGGUGGAAAGCUAGCUGUGGUGAACUGGGAGCCGCCAGUUAUCGGUCAGCAUAGUGGGUUUAAGCUCAAGCUCAUCCCGCUGAGUGAGCCAGGGAAGACCAUCAGAAAUAUUGUCAUCAGAGAGACAUCGAGUACACUUCGAGAUCUUACACCGGGAGCUACAUACGAGAUUCAGCUGUACACCGUAUACGAAAACAAAGAAUCCCAGGCGUACAUAUCUACAAAUUUCACUACUCAACCGAACACCCCUGGACGAUUUAUCGUCUGGUUUAGAAAUGAGACGACCCUACUCGUCCUCUGGCAACCUCCGUACCCGGCAGGAUUCUAUACUGACUACAAGGUCUCGAUAGACCCCGAGGACGCUACUGUGUCGGAGACCUAUGUACCGAAAGAGGGUGAGCCCCCGGGCCCGGCCCAAGCUGCAUUUAAUGGACUAGUUCCAGGAAGAGCAUACAAUAUCAGUGUUGAAACAGUGUCGGAGGGACAUAUAUCCGAACCUACCACUGCCCAGUACCGAACUGUUCCGCUUCGACCCCACAAUGUAACCUUUGAUGCGGAGAAUAUCGGUCCCUACUCCUUUACCGUCAAGUGGAGCGGUCCUGCUGGUAUAUCGGAGUUUGACAGAUAUCAAGUUGCCAUCGGGAUUAGACGGAAAACUCCUCAAAUUAUAGAGCGUGGUCAACCAUUAGUGGCAAGUUUUACGGAAAAUCUUCGUCCGGGUCGAACUUUUCAGGUCGUUGUUAAAACUGUAUCCGGAAGUGUAGCCAGUUGGCCGGCCACCGGAAACGUCACCACCCGGCCACUUCCGGUUAGAGAGCUGAGUCAAGAGACGAACCAGACCGGACAAAUCAGUCUGGUUUGGGAACCUAAUCCCGAGUCCCAGCAGGACAGCUAUAAGGUUGGUUAUUUAAUUGAGGUUGGAUACAAGGUUAGUUUAAUUCAGGUUGGAUAUAAGGUUAGUUUAAUUCAGGAUGGAUACAAAGUUAGUUUAAUUGAGGUUGGAUACAAGGUUAGUUUAAUUCAGGUUGGAUACAAGGUUAGGUUAAUUCAGGAUGGAUACAAGGUUAGAUUAAUGCAGGAUGGAUAUAUGGUUAGUUUAAUUGAGGUUGGAUACAAGGUUAGUUUAAUUCAGGUUAUAUACAAGGUUAGAUUAAUGCAGGAUGGAUACAUGGUUAGUUUAAUUGAGGUUGGAUACAAGGUUAGUUUAUUUCAGGUUGGAUACAAGGUUAGUUUAAUUCAGGAUGGAUACAGGGUUAGAUUAAUGCAGGAUGGAUACAUGGUUAGUUUAAUUGAGGUUGGAUACAAGGUUAGUUUAAUUCAGGUUGGAUACAAGGAACCAUAUUUCUCGAUGGAUAACCUACAGCCUGGUAGGAACUACAGUAUCGCGGUCCGAGCAAUCAGUAAUGGAAUAGAUUCUACACCUAUGACCGUGUUCCAAGCAACAAGACCCUCCUCCCCUGUGAUCGAGGUUGUAAAACCUAUUCCUGGCGGCCUCAAUAUCUCCUGGAGGACGGACGUGACCUCCAAGCAGGAGAAGUAUGUCCUCACUUACACUAGGAAUGAUACAGACAAGUCCGUGAAUGUCCAGACCACUGAUAAACUAACAUCUCUGACGAAUUUAUAUCCCGGGGCCGGAUAUAAUAUCAAGGUGUAUGCAGUAAGUCACAAUUUACGAUCUGAACCCCUCUUCACAUUUACAGCUGUUCUUCCGAAUCCACCGAGUAAUCUGAGUAUCUUGGCGGUGAAGGAGAAUAUGGUGACCCUAUCCUGGCUUCCUCCUGUAGACUCUCUUUACACUCAAUAUGUUAUCAGAUAUCGAGCAUAUGGGGAUACUAUUGAAGAGCAGGAGUGGACUGAGAUAAACUCUAUCUCUAAUGAGUUGACCCAAUACGUGCUCAAGGAUUUAUCACCUGGAGAGCAAUAUGAGAUACAGGUUGACUCUAUGUCCCACCGAGUAGCGAGUGGUAAACCCCUGGAGGUGACUCAAACCAUAUCCCCUCAACCUGUCACAGAUAUUCAACCCAGUCUAGAUGCUGAGAAUAUCACCCUGCAGUGGCCGAGACCUGAUGGAAGGAUAGACCAGUAUUAUGUAACCUGGUUCCCCUUGGAGGAUCCGGAAGAUGUGCGCGCGCGCGAAAUUCCUGGUGACGCACCAACAGAAGGAAUUUCGAGGAUGGUCUCUGUGCUCAUCGAAAACCUUAGGCCUGGCGUGUUGUACCAGUUCGAGGUGACGACCCAGUCCAACAAUAUUCGGAGUAAGACAAUACAAUCUGCCAUCAGAACCCAACCCCUCUGCACCAGCGAGCUCAUCAUUGUAAACAAACAGGAGACCACUGAGUCACUUGUACUCAGAUAUACCCCCACACCGAUGCAAAGAUCUACUUUUGACACCUACAGGUUUAUGCUGUCCGAUCCCGAUAUACCCUUCAAAGAAAAAUUUGCAAGUGACUUGGACAGAAAGGUAACAUUCUUGAACCUGGUCCCUGGUCGGCUUUACAAUAUCACGCUCUGGACAGUGUCGGGGGGUGUCACCUCAAGACCUCAAGAGAGACAGGAGAGACUUCAUCCUCAGCCUGUAUCCUAUAUUAAUGCAACCAGUAUAUCUUCCCAGGAAAUAAGUUUGGUUUGGGAUCAACCUCAGGGAGACUUUGAUUCCUUCGAGGUUCUUUACCAAGAUGAUCAGAACAGGCUCAUUCAGAACUAUACUAUUACAAACUCUAUCACCAUUGGGAGCUUGAGACCAUUCAGAAACUACACGUUCACUGUUGUUACAAAGUCUGGAGAUGAUCAGAAUAUGCCAAGACGAUCUACAACAUUCAGUGCAAAUUAUACUACCGAGGAGAGUGUGCCCGGUAGUUUAGCAAGUUUUGAACCAUUGGACGUUAAACCCUCGCAGAUCACUUUUCAAUGGAAGUUACCGCUAUUACAGGCUAAUGGUGUUAUAACUGGUUUUACUAUUCAAUGGGGACCUAAACCUGAAGACGGGAAACCUUUUAUUCCUGCAGAAAGUCGCCAUUUUGAUGCCUUUGAAACCCAGGGAACAAUAACAGAUCUGGUUCCUGGUGCCAAAUAUACUUUCCAAAUUCAUGCUAGGACUAAGAUUGGGUAUGGGAAAUGGUUUAUUCGGGAGCAAAAAAUGCCGAUUUUACCACCACCCCCUGCUAAAGACGUGUUUCCAACAGAGCAAUCCAGGUCCAUGCACACUAUAACAAUACGAUUCAGAAAGAACUACUUCAGCGAUGAGCAUGGUAAGAACACUUCAAAAGUAUUGAUUCAACUUUUUCUAAAAAUGUCCAAAAAAUGGCCAACUUUCAUGCCCCGUAGAAUUCUGGAGGAUGUAGAGAAUGUAGAAUAUGGUUGGAAUACAUCAGAUUGUCAGAUGUUGGUUUGGGAAAAGUUGGUUAGCCAUUGGACAGACGAGUUGGCCAACUCAUCCUCAUACUGUACAGGGCAUGGAAAGUGUAACGGACCCCUCAAACCCGGUGCAAUUUAUAGAUUUAAGGUUCGGGCGUACACUGGUCCUGAUAAAUUCUCUGAAACUGCCUGGAGCCAAGGAAUGAUGACAGAACCUGACAACACGGCUAUUCUAGUUGGGAUCACUGUACCAAUCGUGUUGCUAGUAUUAAUUCUGCUCGCUUUUGUUGUUCUCCGUAAACUCCACUGUACAGUUUUCGGAAAAAGGGGCGGCCAUCUUGGAAGAGGACCUCCAGCUGAUCUGGUUAGUUUACCUGAUUCUGUAAUAGAAACUUCUAGACCCGUAAAACUCAAGGAUUUUGCCGAACACUACCGGAUUAUGUCAGCUGACAGUGAUUUCAGGUUUAGCGAAGAGUAUGAAGAGUUUAAACACGUGGGUCGUGACCAGCCCUGCACAGCUGCCGACCUGCCGGUCAAUAGACCUAAAAACAGAUUUACCAAUAUCCUUCCCUACGACCAUUCCCGUGUAAAACUCCAGCCUACAGAUGACGAGGAAGGUUCAGAUUUCAUCAACGCAAACUUUGUACCCGGAUACAACUCUAAACGAGAGUUCAUUGUAACUCAAGGACCUCUGCAUUCAACUCGUGAUGAUUUCUGGCGAAUGUGUUGGGAGACGAAUUCUAGAGCUAUUGUUAUGCUGACAAGGUGUAUUGAAAAGGGAAGGGAAAAGUGUGACCACUACUGGCCGUUUGACACUGAAUCCGUUUACUACGGAGAUAUACAGGUUACUAUCCUGAAUGAAUCCCACUUCCAGGAUUGGAAUAUUAAUGAAUUCAGAAUGAUGAGAGGAGACACAGUUCGAACCAUUCGUCAUUUCCACUUCACAACCUGGCCAGAUUUCGGUGUUCCUGAUCCACCCCAGACCCUAGUCAGGUUUGUUCGCGCUUUCCGUGAACGAGUGAGUCCCGAGCAGAGACCCAUUGUUGUGCAUUGUAGCGCGGGGGUUGGGCGCUCAGGAACAUUUAUAGCACUGGAUAGGAUUCUACAGAGACUACGGAAGAGUGAUGUUGUUGAUAUUUUCGGAAUAGUAUUUGAGAUGAGGAAGGAACGGGUCUGGAUGGUACAAACUGAGCAACAGUACAUAUGCAUACAUCAGUGUCUGUUGGCGGUGUUGGAAGGCAAGGAACUCGAGGAACGGCUUCCUCAUGAACUUCACGACAACGAGGCUUUCGAGGACGAUGAGGGGAUUGCAGAGUCCGGCAUGUAAUUGUAAACCUCUAAAAUCAGCCUCCGACCUUGGUAUUUUUAUAAAUAGAUUGACUGAAACAAAUUUUUGUCGCUCAAAUGCUAUCCUUUAAUAAUUUACGAUUUUUUAUCAAUUACUCAGAUCUAUGAAUUUUACAAAUAGGUGACCUGAAAAAACUUCAUUUUUCAACUUUUGACCUUUAAAUGCUAUUCUUUAAAAAUUACGAAAUUUACGAUUUUUAUCAAUUACUCAAGUGCUAUAAACUCUUGUACUAAUAAAGUACUUGUUACUCAAAAUAUAGAUUUUAAAUUGUCAAAGUCUUAAUCAUGAAACACACCCUGUGAUCGUAGAAAACUUUAAAUCUGCUCAAAAUUAGGGUUUUUUUUAAAUUAGCUUUGAUA